This is a messenger RNA of Amborella trichopoda, 1008 nucleotides long. Its product is annotated as Clathrin adaptor complex small chain family protein. Gene Ontology annotation, biological process: intracellular protein transport; Golgi to vacuole transport. Gene Ontology annotation, cellular component: membrane coat; AP-3 adaptor complex. The record is from RefSeq and is a predicted model, not a curated record. Lineage: Eukaryota; Viridiplantae; Streptophyta; Magnoliopsida; Amborellales; Amborellaceae.
GCAGAAAACUACCCUUUCCCCCAUGGAUGUAAAAUCCCAUAUGAUAUAAAACUCCAGCUUCCAUCAUUUCUCGUUACAAAAUUUGGGGCGCACGCCCGACUCUGGUGUAGCAAACAAAAAAUAGCGUAAGACGACGCUCGCUCAGGUCCCAUUGUUUUCAUUUCCUGCUUCUGCUUUGGUUUUGGUGGGAAGAAUGAAGCUGGCCUCUUCAUAAACCCUACAAAUUCAAGAAGGAAAAUCAUCAGUCACCGAUUGAAUUGAGGGAGGGGGAGGAAAAGUUAGUUGUGAGUGAGUGGUCCACCGCCCGCCCACCAUGAUUGAGGCCGUGUUGGUGAUGAAUACACAGGGCAAACCUCGCCUUACCAAAUUCUACCAUCAUCAUAUGGUUAGACUGCAGAGAAGCAACAAGAGAUGAUACGGGAAAUAUACGGAGUAUUAUGCAGCAGAGCGGAGAACGUUAGUAACUUCAUCGAGGCUGAUGCAAUUUUCGGUCCAAAUACCAGACUGGUGUACAAGCAUUAUGCAACUCUGUAUUUUGUUUUUGUCUUCGACACUACCGAAAAUGAGCUCGCCAUGCUAGAUCUUAUACAAGUAUUUGUGGAGACACUGGACAAAUGUUUCAAAAAUGUCUGCGAGCUUGACGUAGUGUUCAAUUUUGGCAAGAUACAUACAAUUUUGGAUGAGAUUAUAUUUGGAGGUCAAGUUUUGGAGACCAAUUGUAUAGAAGUAAUGAAAUCAGUGGACGAGAUUAUGAAAUUGGAAAGAUCUUCCAACACAAUUCUACUUGCACCUAUAGUGACUUCAGGCAGGAACAGCAGAUAGCAAUUCAUUGCUGAAAGGAAAGCUUACUCUUGGAUACCGUUUGCCAUCUUGUUCUUCUACUUUGGGAGUCAACACCCCAUUAAAUAUGUUUCUCAGAUAGAUUUAUCUGCAAAUGAUCCUGUUUUGUCACAUUAAUGGGGUUGUUGUCGUUUUGAACUACAUGGAAAAAUCAAGGAUCUUUUGGUG